GCUGAAGAAAAACAAACGAAUCGUGAAAAUGCCGAAAACUGCAAUUUUUUAGCAUAAUUAAGGGAUUUUGUGCACGCACCAUGGACAUUGCCGCAAUUGACCUGAGCGUGGAAGCGCUCAUUGGCUCGUUGCUGGCUCUGGGCGUGCUCUUUGCGUUCUGUCGCAGCAUUCUGGCCGAAGAUGUUGUCAUUAGCAUAUUAUCGGGGAAGUCACGUCAUAGCUGGAAAUCAAUAAAAAUCAUCGAGCAGGCCUGCUUCUGUAAUGUAUGCGAGAUUUUGAUGACACCCUCGGCAGGACUCUUCUGCGACUGCUGCGGCCUAUGCACGCACGCAACGCCGGUAUGCCAGCGCCAGGCGGACAGAGGAUAUCGAUGCAAGGAUAAAUGGUUGCGCAACGAGACCUCCGUGCGGCAUCUGUGGGUCCACGGCAAUCUGCCGAUGGGAAUCAACUGCUCUGCCUGUGGUGAUGAAGUGGAUCAUCAUGCUAGCACUGAUCCGGGACUGUAUGGAUGGCGCUGUGCCUGGUGCCAGCGCUGCUACCACGAUGACUGCUACAAGGAAAUCAAUGUCAAGGACGAGUGUGACUUUGGCGAGUUCAAGGACAUGAUUUUUCCGCCAUACAGCUUUGUGGCCGCCCGCACUCGGGACUCAAUGCGCCUGCAUCUGGCCAGUAUAACACCGCCCGAUAUAGAGAACUGGGAGCCUUUGAUUGUGAUAGCCAACACAAAGUCUGGCAGCAGUACGGGCGCCGAUGUUUUGUCCCUUCUGCGUGGCUACCUGCAUCCUAUGCAGGUCAUGGAGCUCGGCUCCCGCGGACCCCAGGACGCUCUGCAGUGGGCAGCAAAGGCUAGUCCCCGCCCCUGUCGCAUACUGGUGGCCGGCGGAGAUGGGACCAUUGGUUGGGUGAUGAACACCAUCUACGCUUUGAAUAUAAAGCCCCAGCCCUCGGUAGCCAUCAUGCCGCUGGGCACUGGCAACGAUUUGUCGCGAGUGCUUGGCUGGGGAGCGGAGCCACCCACUGUUCUCGACCCGGUACAGAUCCUGCGCAGCAUUCGACGCGCCCGCUCCAUCAAUCUGGAUCGUUAUGACCUGCAAAUCGAGAAGCUACACUAUCGACUGCCCAUUCAAAGACAUCCCACAAAGACCGUACACGUGUAUAACUACUUCAGCGUGGGUGUGGACGCGUACAUCACCUACAACUUCCACAAGACGCGCGAAUCUCGAUUUUAUCUUCUCAGCAGCCGCAUUUUCAAUAAGCUGCUGUACUUUACAUUUGGAACGCAGCAGGUCAUGCAACCGGGCUGCGAACGAAUUGAGGAAAAACUCACCUUGUACCUGGACAACAAACCGAUCCAACUGCCGGAACUGCAGGCGCUGGUCUUUCUCAACAUAGACUCCUGGGGCGCCGGCUGCAAGUUGUGUGAGCUGAGCAACUCCAAUGGCGAUACGCGAAUUGUCAACUCUAUAUCCGAUGGAGUGAUGGAAGUGUUUGGCAUCGUCUCGUCCUUUCACAUCGCCCAGCUGCAGUGUAACAUAAGCAAACCAGUGAGGAUUGGCCAAGCCAAGCAGAUUAGGUUGCAAGUGAAGGAAACCGUACCGAUGCAGGCAGAUGGAGAGCCCUGGAUGCAGAGUCCGGCCGACAUACGAUUGCAGGCACGCAGCCAGGCUCGUGUCCUCAAGCUGGAUCCAAUCUCCACCUAAUAUUUGACCCCCAGACUAAUCCACAUUGUGCCAGUCACCGUAAUCUCCCCUAACGUACUUAUAUAUUUAAUGAAUGUACUUGACUCGAAACCGCAUUCUAUUUAACUUUCGAAUUGUUUUAAGUUGAAAAGUUGCAAUCGCAUUUGAAAGCACUCCUAAUGCUAGUCCCAAAAUAAACAGGAAUUGUGUCAGAAAGAA
Molecule: messenger RNA, 1898 nt
Organism: Drosophila persimilis
Lineage: Eukaryota; Metazoa; Arthropoda; Insecta; Diptera; Drosophilidae
Gene: Dgkepsilon
Product: diacylglycerol kinase epsilon
Exons: 4
Coding region: 81-1700 (539 amino acids)
Molecular function (GO): ATP-dependent diacylglycerol kinase activity
Source: RefSeq, a predicted model, not a curated record